GCUUGUUGGGCGCCGGUGGAUGUGCUGUAGUACUAAGGGACCAACGCCACAACCAGCGUCCACCUUAUCUCUCGUUAUCGAGGAAGUAACCUAACUUUUUUUCCCCCCAUGAAGUCGCUCGGGGCAGGCUCUCACUCACUCACUCGACGGCGCAUCAUCGCACACACCCUCUUCACGUAACAGUACCUCGAAGCAGACGUCGAGACACAUACACAAUGGCCAAGAGCUCCCGUUCAAGCACGAAAAAGGCGAACAACCGGCGAAAGGCCGCGUCUGUGUUCGGCCCUGCGGAGAUCGCCCGCAAUGAGCGCCUGUCGGCCAAGCUGCUCGAGCUGGCAAAGCAGCCCAAGCCCGAGACUUCAGACGUCAACAUGGAUGCGGUCGAGGACGAUGCAGCAGUAGCUGAAGAGCACGUUGCGGACGAUGCCGACGACACAGCCAUGGACGUCGACUCCAAGAAGGCGUCCAGGACGCGCAUUGACAAAAAACGCAUCGGCAAGAGAAAGGCCAAAAAGUCCAAGAUUGUGUUUCCUAAAUACAGCGACAGGGCCGGCAAAAAGAAGGGUGGCAAGUAAAGCACGAGGGUCGGUUGAGGGGGAAGAUGAUGCUGAGAUGGUCCCAAACACAGGAGAAAUGGUCUCUGCUUUUUUUUUUUUUUCCCGAAUGGUUUUAUCAUGUCUUCUGGCGCAGCAUUAAUUGACGAUACCCACGAGAGUCGAGAGAAAACGCGUUAGUUCCAUCGCUCUGAUUUACCUUGGU
Molecule: messenger RNA, 759 nt
Organism: Purpureocillium takamizusanense
Lineage: Eukaryota; Fungi; Ascomycota; Sordariomycetes; Hypocreales; Ophiocordycipitaceae
Exons: 3
Coding region: 216-575 (119 amino acids)
Cellular component (GO): preribosome, large subunit precursor
Source: RefSeq, a predicted model, not a curated record